AUAUUCAUCACUUUCGUUGUUAAGACGGAAAAAAAAAAAAAAGAGGCAGAACCAAAAAACUUUAGGGUUCGAUUUCGCUCCUUGGUAAUCACCAUGUCCGGAGAAGAAGAAGAGAACGCCGCCGAACUCAAGAUCGGAGAUGAGUUUUUGAAGGCAAAGUGCUUAAUGAACUGUGAAGUCUCUUUGAUUCUUGAGCACAAGUUUGAACAGCUUCAGCAAAUCUCAGAGGAUCCUAUGAAUCAAGUUUCUCAAGUGUUUGAGAAGUCCUUGCAAUAUGUGAAGCGAUUCAGCCGCUACAAGAAUCCAGAUGCUGUUAGACAAGUUCGAGAAAUACUAAGCAGACAUCAACUCACUGAGUUUGAGCUAUGUGUUCUUGGCAAUCUCUGUCCUGAAACUGUUGAAGAAGCAGUGGCAAUGGUUCCUUCUCUUAAGACAAAAGGAAGAGCUCAUGAUGAUGAAGCUAUUGAGAAGAUGCUCAAUGAUCUCUCACUUGUCAAGAGAUUCGAGUAGUGCAGAAGAUUCUCAAGAUCUAAGAUUCUGAACAUUUAGCAGGAUGCUUUACUUGCCUUCUAGCUGAUCUGGAGUUAAUUCGCCACGUCUGAAAUUAUAAAGCUUUAAUGCCUAGAAUUUCUGGAAUGAUACCUUCAUGUUAAAUGAAUGUAAUUUACAACGGAUGAUCCAAGCUUUUAAUGAAAUAUACCAUCUCUUUUUCACUAAAUCAAGUAAGGGAUGACACUAUAUACAUACUACACCUAAAGCAGCUAUGUGUGAACUGUGAAGCUUUAAUUCCAUCUCUUGGCAUUUUUGCUGGACUUUGACUUCUUUUUGGAAGCUUGAAACGCUUUCAUCUUUUGCUUCUUCCGUGCUUCUCUCUCAGCCUUUGACAUCUUUGACUUUGCUUUCACUUUUGGAGCUUUUUCUUCCAAUUCUGCUUCCCUCUCCAGCUCCCUUGCUCUAGCUUCAACAUUCUUCUCCAG
Messenger RNA from Arabidopsis thaliana (thale cress), 977 nucleotides. RefSeq names its product RNA polymerase II, Rpb4, core protein (gene NRPB4). The coding region runs from base 94 to 510 and encodes 138 amino acids. The transcript is spliced from 6 exons. The record is from RefSeq and is marked reviewed. Gene Ontology annotation, biological process: DNA-templated transcription initiation. Gene Ontology annotation, molecular function: nucleotide binding. Lineage: Eukaryota; Viridiplantae; Streptophyta; Magnoliopsida; Brassicales; Brassicaceae. Gene Ontology annotation, cellular component: RNA polymerase complex; nucleus.